CUUUUUUAAUCUGUUGACAUGCGCCCCUUAGCUUUGGAGCAACAACAUUUUAUUCCAAGGGCGAUAGUUUGAGGCACUUUCCAAAUCAUUUCGACUCCCACUGAAGCACACUAAUGCUUGCAAGCGGGACACAUUGGGAAACUGCAAAUUUGAAUUCCUUGCUGCAUAUUUUAAUGGAACUGACUGAUACAGUGGCAACUGACAAGGACAAGCAUAAAAACGAGUUUUUGAGAAAUAAGAAAGUUUCCAGAGAACAUGAAUGUCAUUUUAAAUACUCCCGAGCUAUUUCUCCCUUACCAGGGUCACUUUAUCUUGAACAACAAAGACACUCAGACAAGCCGGCUUUUCAAAAGCUUGAUCGGAUCGCAGCAUUCAAGAUGGGAGAUACGCAGACUAGCAGCAAAGACAAAGAAGUCAAAGCUAAGGAAUCCAAGGAUAAGGGGUUCGGCAAAGAGGAAUUCAGAGCUGGCGGUGAUGUUUCAAAGAGUAAAAAGGUCCAGAGGAAUUCCACAUUGGGUAAUACUGAAGGGGCUGAAAAAGAAGGAAAAGGGAUCUCCAGGAAAAAGAAGGAAAAGCUCACAAAAAGAGAGAACCCCGAUGCAGAUUUGGAAGAUUUUGUAAGAGCUGCUCAAAUUCAAGUAAAGGUGGAGCCAGAGGAGGAAGACUUCUGCAUAAACAAGAAGGACAAAGUGAAGAAGAGGCUCAGAGAACAGGAAGAACCAGGGGGAUCUCUGUUGGAAUCAGCAAAGAAGAAAAAGAAAGUGAAGAUGGAGGUUGAGGAGGCAGAGCAAGAGCCAGAAAAACAGAGGAAGAAAAAGAAGGAAAGCAAAGUGAAGGUAGAGGAGAGCUUGAGGCAGCUUCAUGAAAGCCAGAGAAAGCAGGCGAAGAAGGAGCAGGAGGGGCGGCCGGUGUCUGCUAGGGAAGGUGGCAAGCACAAGAAAAGCAAGGAGGAGGUUGAGGCAGCGAAGGCUCUGAAGAUCAAGAAGAAGGAGGAGGAGGAGCUGCAACGGUGGAGGUGGUGGGAAGAGGAAAAGUAUGAAGACGGCAUCAAGUGGAAGUUUCUGGAGCACAGAGGGCCCUGGUUUCCCGCUGAGUACCAGAGACUUCCUGAUAACGUGAAGUUUUAUUAUGACGGAAAGCUGGUGACCCUGAGUUCAGCUGCUGAGGAAGUAGCCGUCUUCUUUGCACAAAUGCUUGACCAUGAAUAUACGACCAAGGAGGUUUUUCGGAACAAUUUCUUCAGUGAUUGGAGGAAGGAAAUGACCUUGGAGGAGAAGAUGAUCAUCACCGAUUUGAACAAGUGUGACUUCAGUGAAAUUUACAAGAUGCACAAGGAGAAAGUGGAAGCGAGAAAAAAUCAAGGCAAGGAAGAAAAGCAGAAAACCAAAGAUGCCAAUCAGAAACUGUUGGAAGAGUAUGGCUAUUGCACUUUGGAUCACCAUCGGGAAAGAAUUGGGAACUUCAAAAUUGAGCCCCCGGGACUUUUCAGAGGAAGGGGAGACCAUCCAAAGCAGGGAAUGCUGAAGAAGAGAAUCCAGCCAGAGGAUGUCAUCAUCAACUGCAGCAAGGACUCGAAGAUCCCCCAGCCUCCCCUGGGCCACCAGUGGAAGGAAGUGCGCUGUGACAACACUGUGACAUGGCUGGCCAGCUGGACGGAGAACGUGCAGGGUUUGUGCAAGUACGUCAUGCUCAACGCUAACUCCAAGCUCAAGGGAGAAAAGGACUGGGAAAAGUAUGAAAUUGCUCGAAAGCUGAAGAGCUGCGUCGAAACCAUACGGACACAGUACCAGGCAGACUUGAAAUCCAAACAGAUGGGCAUCCGACAAAGAGCUGUGGCACUUUACUUCAUAGACAAGCUGGCCCUGAGAGCGGGCAAUGAGAAGGAAGAGGGGGAGACCGCAGACACAGUGGGCUGCUGCUCCUUGCGGGUGGAACACAUCAGUCUUCACCCAGAGCUGGAUGGAGAGAAGUAUGUGGUCGAGUUCGACUUCCUGGGUAAAGACUGCAUCCGCUACUACAACAAAGUCCCUGUGGAGAAAGCGGUCUUCAAAAACCUGAAACUUUUCAUGGAGGACAAGCAGCCUGGUGAUGAUCUGUUUGACAGGCUGAAUACUGCAAUGCUGAACAAACACCUUCAUUCUCUGAUGGCUGGCCUGACGGCAAAGGUCUUUCGAACGUACAACGCCUCGAUCACACUGCAGCAACAGCUGAAGGAGCUCACCAACGCGUUGGAUAACAUCCCUGAAAAGAUCUUGUCCUACAACAGGGCUAACCGAGCGGUUGCAAUUCUGUGCAACCACCAGCGGGCUCCGCCAAAGACCUUUGAACAGUCCAUGGCUAACCUUCAGGCCAAGAUUGACAACAGGAAGGAGCAGCUCUCCUUAGCAAAAAAAGAGCUGAAGCAGGCGAAAAAAGAUGCAAAGGACCACGCAGAUGACAAGCUCUUAGCGUGAGUGUUAGUGGGCCACUGUGGGGUUGUGGACAGUUUUGUUUGGGUUGUGAUGGAUGGGUGACUUGCCAUUGAUUGUGAAGAAAAGGCUUGACAUAUUUUUUCCUUUUCCUGAGCCAUGCUGAAAAUUACUUUAAGCCAUUAAAAAUCUUUACAAUUGUUGAUUUGGCUCCAUUGUUUGAAUUGCAGUGCUCUGGGAUUUUUAAAUGAAAAUUUAGAUUUUAAGUGCUUCAGAAAAGACCUUGGUUUUAAUCUGAAAUGUUUUUAUGCUCCAUGCAAAAGAGACAGUAGAUAAAUGUCCUUGGAAAAUGAAGUGUUUUUUUUCUCAAUUUGUUCACAAUAUGAAUAAUUGCAGUUGCAUUUCGCUCCAAAUGCUGAAUCGUACUGCUAACUGCCAGUUAACAUCUGUGAAGCAGAUGACUCCUGAAUAACAGGUUUAUCUUCAAUUAUUUGUGGCUUCAUAAGAUCUUUAUAAUGAUCAUAAAUUAAACUGUGCUGUAUAAUUUUAACCAAGGGUGCAAUGCUGUGGUCAUUAAGGAGACCUCCAUUAUUGUGUGCUGUAAUUACUAAAUUCAGCAGUUUAAUAAACCUAAUGAAUAUAUUUAUAAUUUUCCUAGGCGUCAGAAAACCACAACAGAUCGAGAUUAUCAAAGCUUGCAGCUGUAUGGCAUUGCUUUACAGUAACAGACC
Lepisosteus oculatus (spotted gar) is the source of this 3139-nucleotide messenger RNA. Lineage: Eukaryota; Metazoa; Chordata; Actinopteri; Semionotiformes; Lepisosteidae. The record is from RefSeq and is a predicted model, not a curated record.